UACAGAGGAGCAUGCUUUGCAUUUCAUUGGAUUCCGAGAUUUUCUCUGCACGUAUGCUACUACUAAUGGGUUCCUGAGCGCGCCGCAUUGAGAUUUAGGGCUGCAGACAUAGGUAGCGCUCACCAGGAAAACGAGCUCAACGUGAACAUUUAGCUACGGAAGUCAAACACAUUGCUGCUCCCAGACGAGGUUUUGAGCUCCUUGACCAGACUGAAACAAAAGCCAGUCCGUCUCGAGGAUUUGGUAGCGUGAGCAAGCGUAAAUGCUCUGUUUCAAUACAGUAAAUCGAAAUUAUUAAACGGAGAUAGUAUCGAAUUAUUUCAGCGCAAUUUGUACGUUGAGUCUGACGCUAAGCGUAUUUUGUUUACAGUUUAGCUAGCAUUGCUUGUAUAAGUUGCUAUCUAGCUAACGUGAUAUCUCUAAACAGCCUGCUUGCAUGCUAGCAACAUUUUAGCUUGCUAGUAAUACAAGUAGCCUAGCGAACAUAUAACCUGGAAGAGUAAAUAUAAUGACAGGUUUGGCAGACGGUUCCAUAUGACAUUCUUCGUCGACACGGGACGAUUUGCCAUACUAUGAGAUAUUUCAUCAAGUAGUAUCUCACAAUGGAAUUAUACUGGUACAUAGUUGUCAUCAUCUUCAUUAUCAUCAAGAUCUUCUUCUACGUGUGCUGGUACCGCUCACGUCAGAGACAGCUGGCUGCCUACCUUAGUAACCCUCGCAACGCACAGAUCGUCAUCGUUGGAGGAAGGGCCUACCUCCAUCAGAUGUGUGAGCGACAGAAUUCCUCCUCCAUCUGGCCCAGUUGGUACGGCGUCCAGGAUGAGGGCUCUGUUGGGGAGCCCUCCCCCUCCCUCCCCCCGGCCGCCUCCUUCUCUCAGCUGGACAUGCCCCCUCCCUAUGAGGCGGUUUCUGGAGCGGAUGACCUGAAGCCACCUCCGUACAGCGAGUGUGCCCAGAUCGAUGAGACCGACGCCCCCCACUCUUCCCGCCACGCCCCCCCGGCGCUCGAUGAGGGAGAGGACUCCGGCAGCAUGAGUGAAGCCCCGCCCCCCUACACGCCCAGCCCCCUCACACUGCCUAGCCAGCGAGAGGGUACUGUCCGCCUCAACCAAUCACAGCCCUCUGAGGGCAGAUCCAUGUAGAACAGUAGCGACUUGCCAACACGCCUUUUCAAAUGUUGCCUUCCUCCCCUUGACCUCAGCGAUCACUGCCGAUCACAUCUCUCUCUCAUCUCAGCGGAGAGGAUGAGGUGUAUAUAUAUAUAUGUGUGUGUGUGUUUGUUAGUUUUCUAACCACACGUUUUUCUAUUUUGUACUGAGGAGUGGUUUCUGUUGAGUCAUGAUAACAGAUGAUUGCAUGGAGCCUGUGUGCCUCUGGGUCACUUCCACACCUGCAGCGUCCAAACCAAUCAGACAGUGAAGGAGGGUGAUUUACACACACACACACACAUAUAUAUACAGUAGGCCAUUGGACGAAUGAUGGCCUUUUUUAUUACUGCUAUGACUAGUCCACUUUUAUUAAGUUCAUUUACUUAGACAAUACAGAUGAUUCACCUGAUUUGAAAGGUGUUCAUUUUCUUCCACGCCCAACAGAAAGGCUUUUUUAGACCGAGGUGGAGUCAAGGUCUGAAAUGGCAGCGGUGAUGUGAUUUCAAAGAAAAUCCUUCAUAUGAAAUGUAGCUUGGAACAGCCAGUGGCUGGUAACACAUUAAUGUACAAUCUAUAACAGUUUUUUAACAUUGGCCUGUGCCAUGCAAAACCUCUCCCUUCUCUCACUCGUCUCAGGCUGCUAUUGGAAGUCAGCUACUUUUGUUUAUAAUCUUUAAUUUUUAAUUGUUUGGUUGUAUUGUGUCAUCUCUACAUAUUGGAGAAUGGCAUAGAUGUUCCAUUGUUAAUGUCUCUCAGAAUCCCCCCUCCCUCUCAUGUAGGGGAAUGGAUCCCAAUGUUUGGUCCCCACUGUAUGGAUGACCGGAUACAUUUGUUGAGUUUCUGCGUGGAGAUGUCCCCAAAGGGUGUAUUAGAAGUAUGGGGUCAAAAUAUGUGUUUGUGGGGGGUGGAGAAAUAUAUGAAUCCAAACUAUAGAGGGACUCAGUCAUUACCCUCUAAAGUAGAAAAUAGGCUGGGGUUUCUGCGAAUCAUGUUACUAUUGCGUCCUCCAUUUUGUGAUGACAAAUCCCAGGUCUUCUUUGUCAAGUGGAAUGUCUACUGACGAGCCCUCGCUUAGUCACAACUCUGAGUCCUGCUUCAAGUAAACCAGCUAAUGAGCAUCACAACAAAAUGGUUCAGGUUGUUGAUGUGGCCAUGUUUAUUCCCAUGUCUUAAAUGCUUGACACAUCAAACCACUCAAAUCAAGGCCUUAUGCAUUCUGUGGAUUGAAUUGUUUAUUUUGUUGCGUUCAGGUUUUUAGCAGUUGGGGUUACUUCUUCAAUAAACACAUGUUCAUAA
This is a messenger RNA of Hypomesus transpacificus, 2444 nucleotides long. RefSeq lists its product as uncharacterized. The transcript is spliced from 5 exons. NCBI's taxonomy places the organism in Eukaryota, Metazoa, Chordata, Actinopteri, Osmeriformes, Osmeridae. The record is from RefSeq and is a predicted model, not a curated record. The coding region runs from base 603 to 1142 and encodes 179 amino acids.